This is a messenger RNA of Haliotis rufescens (red abalone), 1948 nucleotides long. RefSeq lists its product as uncharacterized. The transcript is spliced from 4 exons. Bases 232 to 1140 code for a protein of 302 amino acids. NCBI's taxonomy places the organism in Eukaryota, Metazoa, Mollusca, Gastropoda, Lepetellida, Haliotidae. Gene Ontology annotation, cellular component: nucleus. Gene Ontology annotation, biological process: regulation of transcription by RNA polymerase II. The record is from RefSeq and is a predicted model, not a curated record. Gene Ontology annotation, molecular function: RNA polymerase II cis-regulatory region sequence-specific DNA binding; DNA-binding transcription factor activity, RNA polymerase II-specific.
ACGUGCCCGCGUGCCCCAAUGCUGUUUUUACUAUGAAUACUCGUAAUAGCUUGCCCCCGCUGUCAAAGCCCGACACAACACAGGUGAAGUCGUUCCCUCCUGCGGCCGAGUUUUCCGUCUGUGUACAUUUCAGCGCGUGAGCACGAGCUUCAGCUGGUUUGGAGUCCUUCUCAGUGAUACAUUUCAUUCUCACGGACGGUUGUACAUUUCUCUACGAACACAAAACGAAACAUGCUUGCCGAUCGCGACGACGAGGCUCGAUUGCAAUUGGCAACUCAGGUUUCCAUGGAGACCAACCAGAUGACUCCAUUAAUCAAGGAGGAGUUACGCCUGUCAAUCAUAAAGAAACGGCACGCGAGUGGUCAAGAAGACAUAAAGGUUGAAUUCAAGGACGCCGAGAAGCAUGAGCUCACGGCUUAUGAGAAACAGAAACGCGAGAGGCGGAGGGAGCAAAACAGAAGAGCCGCACGGAGAUGUCGGGAGAAGAAGAAGCUACAGCAGUGCGGGGACACACAGUAUUUCACGAACAUCAUCGACCAUAACAGUGAACUGCAGACACAGGUCAAAGCGCUCCGCAGGGAGAAGAUAAUCCUCCAGGAUCUUCUCAAUGAUCACAUCUCCUCCGGAUGCUGUCGCCAGGUUAAACUUGAAAACGAGGCUAUGCCUGGUGACCCCGUGACCCCUGACAUCAGAGCCGCCCUUACCCCGCGCCCGCUUGAAGUUCCCGGAAACAUUGAGACCAUACCCGGCGUAAACGUAGGACCGCCCGACAACACUCUACCGUCGUUUUCCCAAACCUUCCUUGAAAACGGUUCUCCUAUAUUGGUGAACCAAGACACCUUCCAGUUCCUUUCCGCCAUUCAAGACAUGCGCACUGGCAGUUCACCCGCCAGAACCUGGUCUGGGACAUCUGAUGACGUCACCCCUUCGGAAACUCUACCGGAAGCCAUCUUCGACGCCUUGGAUCCUUUGGCCAAUGACGAUGUAUUUUACGACAACGACCAGUUUACGACAAAGAAGACGAACGAUGAAGCCAUUGCUGAUCUGAUGGACAGAUGCCAGGAUCUCGUCGAUGGAGAAUUCUUCCUACAAGCAGAUACAUUUCAGGAUCUGAAUGCGUUUGAUCCAAACGAGCCGUGAGAGACCUCGCCAUCACAACGACCACUACCACACAGUGAACGCCCACACAACAAGACGUCGGAACUCUCCUUGUCAAGGCCUACUCCCCAAACACACACACUUCAGGGGAACUGACUUCUUCAAGUCUUCAACCGCCACUCUCAGUAUCCUGUUGAUAACUUCCAUUUGAGAUAAAUAUUUCAUUAUUUAUCAUAACAUUAUACCAAAUGGAUUCAUAUGUUUUUCCAAAAGACAAAUGGUGUUAUCAGCAAUUGAGUUAUUGUGAGUUAAAACAGGUGGUUAACUACUGUUUGAUACAGGAAGUAACGUAUAAUUGUUUCAACAAUUCAGUUUCAAACCAUCAAAAAAUUGACAAUUGGCGUGAUGAAAUUUACAACUGUUUUACGCAACUCAACACUUUAACGCGAGUCGCGCUUUUGUAAAUAUGUUUCACUUAAAAACGCUCAACUUCAACAACCCAUUCCAUUCAGUUAUUUCCUUCAUCUGAAUUAACCAACAUACAUCCGAUCUGAUCGUUAUUGUCUGUUUGAGAAACUGUGCCAACCUCUAAAUGCAGGUAGAAUCAAAGUAUUUCUUGGUUUCAUUUGUGCACGUUAAAUACAUCAUUGUACCAAGGUAACCAGUAUUCGCAUCACCAUCGGCCAAAAGAGUUCACAAAAUUAUACCUAACUGAAAUUAAACCAUUCAUAUCAGAUCAAAGGUCACCGUUGCAUAUUUCCAGUACAAUGUAAUAAUUUUACAUAUGUCCAACCGCUUUAUAUCGGGGUGGAGUGGGAAGUGGCUGGUUUUUUUUAAACAAAUAAUUUGU